AUGAAUGGUAAGUAUAAACUUAAAACCAAAAAGCUCUAGAUUUUAAAAAGUUUGGACAGAGUUGGGAAAAGGUAUAGUCAUCAUUUUUGAAAUUUGAUGAAACAAGGUGGAAAUCUGAAACUCUUUUGAAUGAAAAAUUAAUAAUCAGUAUUUUAUAAUUUUUGAAGGAUGUGUUAAUUUCUUAAAAAAGUAAUGAAGCUAGUAGAAGCUUGAGCAUAAAUUUACAAAAAUUAUAAAAGUAUGAAGAUAUGAUGACCUUGGUAAAUCUAAAUAAAUUAGUGGAAACUCCAUAUAUGAUGGAAAUUAUAGUGUAAGUGUUGCCCAACAUAAUUCUUAAAGCAACUGAAAUUAUUAACAUUAAAUGA
This is a messenger RNA of Paramecium primaurelia, 365 nucleotides long. The record is from the annotation of a GenBank genome assembly. NCBI's taxonomy places the organism in Eukaryota, Ciliophora, Oligohymenophorea, Peniculida, Parameciidae.